Tripterygium wilfordii is the source of this 3064-nucleotide messenger RNA. RefSeq names its product isoamylase 3, chloroplastic. NCBI's taxonomy places the organism in Eukaryota, Viridiplantae, Streptophyta, Magnoliopsida, Celastrales, Celastraceae. Bases 190 to 2550 code for a protein of 786 amino acids. Gene Ontology annotation, biological process: carbohydrate metabolic process. Gene Ontology annotation, molecular function: hydrolase activity, hydrolyzing O-glycosyl compounds. The record is from RefSeq and is a predicted model, not a curated record. The transcript is spliced from 25 exons.
GGCGAGCACGUGUGUUGCUCGAGAGAUACAUGGAAUGAAGCCACUCACUUGACCGUUCACGUGGCAGACAUUUAUAUGAAGUAGGAUUGUAGGAAGCAUCCCGCUUCGAUGACGCUCUCGGAAGUCGGAACUGGGACCCUUCCAAAAAAUCACAAGUAAAGCAACACAAAAGGAACCUUUUUCACAAAUAUGCUUCAACCUCUUCCGCUUCUAUGCGAUUCCAGCGUUAUGAAGUUUUCUAUAUGUGCCUCUACUCUUCCGCUUCAUACUCGUUCGACUUCUGCUGCUGGAGCUUCUUCUCUGCUCGAUAUGGGAUUCAUGUUGAGUAAACAAACUACAGACAGCAGUGGACAUGGAGUUUUCAGUAAGACAAGGGGCCGUACCAAGCAGUUGGCAGCCAAUGUCCAUACUCGAGGUGCUAAAGAACGUGUACUGGAGGAAGAAGCCCCUCAAAUUUCAGAAUCCAGGCCAUCACUAAAACUUUUUCCAGGUCAAGCAUUCCCUCUUGGCGUAUCAGAAGUUGAUAACGGGAUCAAUUUUGCUAUUUUCUCUCAGCAUGCAACUGCAGUCACACUUUGCUUAUCACUUCCUGAAAGGUUUUUUUCUGGUUUAUUUAUUGAUGGGAAGAUUACCCGGCUGGAUGAUGGAAUGAUUGAGCUUAGCUUGGAUCCUCGUGUGAAUAAAACAGGAGAUAUUUGGCACAUUUGUAUUGAGAAUUUGCCUCAGAGCAAUGUUCUGUAUGGUUAUCGAAUGGAUGGUCCUCGUGCUUGGCAUCAAGGGCACAGAUUUGACAGCAGUGUCGUGCUUAUAGAUCCUUAUGCAAAGCUAGUUGAUGGCCGCCGAUAUUUUGGUGAUGCAAGACAUAAGCUGUCAAAAUUUCUUGGAACCUAUGAUUUUGAUAGCUUGCCUUUUGACUGGGGAGACAAUUACAAGCCUCCAAACAUAGCAGAGAAAGAUCUUGUUGUAUAUGAAAUGAAUGUUCGUGCAUUUACAAUUGAUGAAUCUAGUGGGCUGGUUCCAGAUAUACGUGGCAGCUACCUUGGUGUGAUUGAGAAGAUCCCACAUCUUCUAGAGCUUGGUAUCAAUGCAGUGGAGUUGCUGCCUGUCUUUGAAUUUGAUGAGUUUGAGUUUCAGAGGCGCCCAAACCCUAGAGAUCAUAUGAUAAAUACUUGGGGUUACUCCACGAUAAAUUUCUUUGCUCCUAUGAGUCGGUAUGCUAGUGAUGGUGGAGGACCCUGUAAGGCUUCCUUGGAGUUCAAAAAGAUGGUUAAAGCCUUGCAUGGUGCAGGUAUAGAGGUUAUUUUGGAUGUUGUAUAUAAUCAUACAAAUGAGGCUGAUGAUGACAACCCUUAUAUAACUUCAUUCCGAGGCAUAGAUAAUAAGGUUUAUUACAUGGUGGAUCUGAACAAUAAUGCACAGUUGCUGAACUUCGCUGGCUGUGGGAAUACAUUUAAUUGUAAUCAUCCUGUGGUUAUGGAGCUCAUCCUUGACAGCUUAAGGCACUGGGUUAUUGAAUAUCACGUGGAUGGUUUCCGAUUUGACCUUGCCAGUGUACUAUGUCGAGGAACUGAUGGUUCUCCACUUAAUGCUCCACCACUUAUUAGGGAAAUUGCUAAAGAUGCUGUACUGUCGAGAUGUAAAAUUAUUGCAGAGCCUUGGGAUUGUGGAGGCCUUUAUCUUGUUGGAAGAUUUCCCAAUUGGGACCGGUGGGCUGAGUGGAAUGGGAAGUAUCGUGAUGACAUAAGAAGAUUUAUAAAGGGUGAUACUGGUAUGAAAGGGGAUUUUGCUACUUGUGUUGCUGGAUCUGCUGAUCUCUAUAAAGUUAAUAAACGCAAACCUUAUCAUAGUGUAAAUUUUGUCAUUGCACACGAUGGAUUCACACUCUGUGAUCUUGUGUCAUACAACUAUAAGCACAAUGAUGCUAAUGGAGAAGGUGGAAAUGAUGGAUGCAAUGAUAAUUUUAGUUGGAAUUGUGGAUUUGAAGGACAAACUGGUAAUCCAGAUGUUAAAGCCUUAAGGUCUCGGCAGAUGAAGAACUUCCAUUUGGCACUAAUGAUAUCUCAGGGAGUACCGAUGAUGCUGAUGGGAGAUGAAUAUGGGCAUACACGCAAUGGAAAUAACAAUAGUUAUGGACAUGAUACCGCUAUUAACCAUUUCCAGUGGGCACUUUUGACCGCACAGAAGAGUAGUCACUUCAGGUUUUUUUCGGAGGUGAUAAAAUAUCGGCGAACACAUCAAGUAUUUAGUCAUGAAAAUUUUCUUGAAAAAAAAGAUGUUACAUGGCAUGAGAAACACUGGCACAAUUAUGAAAGCAAAUUCCUCGCAUUUACGCUUCAUGAAAAGAGUGGAAGUGACAUAUAUUUGGCAUUCAAUGCUCAUGACUACUUUGUGAAAGUUCCAAUACCGCCACCUCCAUCAAAGAGGGGUUGGUCUCGAGUGGUGGACACCAAUCUUGAAGCUCCACAUGACAUUGUGGCUGAAGGCGUCCCAGGCAUUGGAAGCACCUACAAGAUGGCUCCAUACUCUUCCCUUCUGCUCGAAGCUAAAUAAUGACCUGACCUCUCACAUCAAAAGCUGCUAGAAAAUGAGUAUUAUGGAUGAAUUACCUGCGAUGGGAAUCUUAUAACUGGACUAGGAAGCAUAUUCGGGCUUCACGCUUCCAGACAAGAAUAAAACUGAAGUGGGGGAUUCAUGCUGAAUAUCAGAAGAAUCUUUUAAGUGUAAGCUUAUAUGCCAAGUCUGGAGCGGCAAACGGAAAAUGGGAGUCCCCACUUAUGGCUUAUAGUAUACGAAUUUAAAUAUGCCAAACCAGUAAUAAUUUACUAAACAGCAUAGAAAUGCCAUAUAGUCUGACCAAAUAAGGGGUUGAAGAGCUUAGAGCCAUUUCACCAAAAACCUGUCGUGCAGAUGCAAUACCUUUAUUUACCUUCUCAGUCAUUGUAGUAGUUGCUCAUGCUCUUUAUUACUACAUUGCUAGCAGAGUCUCAGUUGCAUGCCCGUAUGUAUAUUAUGCUGGUAAAUGAACAAUUCAUGAACUUGGUCCCUUCUGAGAGAACUUAUUCCU